Messenger RNA from Etheostoma cragini (Arkansas darter), 899 nucleotides. RefSeq names its product ribonuclease, RNase K a (gene rnaseka). Gene Ontology annotation, molecular function: RNA endonuclease activity. The coding region runs from base 182 to 481 and encodes 99 amino acids. The record is from RefSeq and is a predicted model, not a curated record. The transcript has 4 exons. NCBI's taxonomy places the organism in Eukaryota, Metazoa, Chordata, Actinopteri, Perciformes, Percidae.
GGUUUGUAACCGUAUGUUCAUUACUUAAUGUUUAAUGUGUAAAUUUAUUUAAAAAAUAAAAUAAUUAAAAACCUUAAAAACCGGAAACUUCCGGUGUUCGUUGCAGUCACCUGACCGAGUGACAGAAGUUUUAGCAGCAGUCAACAUUUGUUUUUUAAAAGAACCCGAACCGAGUGUUGUAAUGCGUUGGUUGAUUUGUGGACCAAAACUCGCCGCGUGUGGGAUUGUGUUGAGCACGUGGGGGGUUAUAAUGCUGGCCAUGCUGGGGAUUUUCUUCACCACACAUUCAGCACUGCUGAUUGAAGAUGUGCCUUUUACAGAUGAAGACAUCCACCAAGAUACCAACCCUCAGAGAAUCUACACCCUGUACAACAAGGUGGGCUACAACUGCUUCAUAGCAGCUGCUGUUUACAUCCUGUUUGGAUUCUUCUCCUGCUGCCAGAUGAAGCUCAACAAGCGGAAGGAGUACCUGGUGCACUAGUGCCAUGCGCUGGCCGGAGGAACUCCCAGCAGCACUCUGGCAGCAGGAGGCUGCGUUUGGAAGCUCGCAGCUCUGAUCUGUGACUUCUGUCUCAGGGUUUAAAAUUCCUAAUUAUAAACUACAGGGGAGAGACUGGGCGUUGUGUGGGAGCAGAUCCACAUUCUGCACCUUUUUAUGUAUUCAAGAUGAGAUUAAUUCUACCUCUGAUCACAAGGGGUGAAAUGAUUUUCACGGUUUCUUCCUGUACUGUACUAGUGAAUGUAUUUUUUGAUUAUUACCAGUAUCCGUGUUUGGAAUGUGAGAAUGACAUUAGAUCUAAUUAUUUGUUUCCGUGGACUUUUGUCUGUACAGUGCCUCAGAGAAUCAUAAUUUGAAUUGUUGUCAUUUAUUCAAAUGUCCAAGGUUAUUGUCCAGCAUU